ACAGAAAAAAGAAAAAAAAAAUGUGGUUAAGAAACAUGAAUCCUCAGUGCACAUACAGUGAGAAUGAACUAUAUUUCAAAUAAUUUGUAAGUAAGGUAGUAAUAAUGGAAAUAAAAUAUUCACUGGGCCAAAGACGAGAGCGGGCUGGGUCGGACGUCUAGAGCAGCUGAUUGGAGGUUUGAAUUUCAAACUGACACUUUGAGCGGGACAGUCCAGUCGGGACCAAUUAGGUCUGCAGUCUCUGAAGUGGCACCUGUUGACAUUGUGCAGUGGAAGUUGUCUGGAGUGAAGAAUGACAUCUGGAUCCAACUCAAAAAGACAGAGGUUACCUUCAACCAAAAUGAAAGAUCAUGUACAGCUGGGAACUGAAGAGGAAGAGGAGGCAGCUGGUCACUUUGCAUUUGUCACUUUUGAGGAUGGCUACACUGCCAAAAUCUUUAAAACAUGUGACAUUCUGGAUGCGAAUGACAGCUCCAUUGGACAGUUGGAUGUCUUGAGGCCAGGAGAAAGGGUCCUAGCCAGAUGGAGUGAUGGGAGAUUUUACAGCGCCACUGUGAAUUAUAUUGGGCCAAAUACAGGCAUGCAAAAAAAACCCAAAAAGGACAUAACAAAGAAUAUCCCUGCAGAUGUAUAUUAUCGCCAGCACUCCUCCCCCAAGUUGACUGAUGUCCACUCUUCAACAAAUGUCAGCGCCCACUUUUUGCCAUCGCCUCCUGUCCAGGGGCCUCCUUCCCAAGGCCACGCUCUGCCUUCGCCUCCUUCCCAAGGCCACGCUCUGCCUUCGCCUCCUUCCCAAGGCCACGCUCUGCCAUCGCCUCCUUCCCAAGGCCACGCUCUGCCUUCGCCUCCUUCCCAAGGCCACGCUCUGCCAUCGCCUCCUUCCCAAGGCCACGCUCUGCCUUCGCCUCCUUCCCAAGGCCACGCUCUGCCAUCGCCUCCUUCCCAAGGCCCCGCUCUGCCUUCGCCUCCUUCCCAAGGCCACGCUCUGCCAUCGCCUCCUUCCCAAGGCCACGCUCUGCCUUCGCCUCCUUCCCAAGGCCACGCUCUGCCUUCGCCUCCUUCCCAAGGCCACGCUCUGCCUUCGCCUCCUUCCCAAGGCCACGCUCUGCCAUCGCCUCCUUCCCAAGGCCACGCUCUGCCUUCGCCUCCUUCCCAAGGCCACGCUCUGCCUUCGCCUCCUUCCCAAGGCCACGCUCUGCCUUCGCCUCCUUCCCAAGGCCACGCUCUGCCUUCGCCUCCUUCCCAAGGCCACGCUCUGCCUUCGCCUCCUUCCCAAGGCCACGCUCUGCCAUCGCCUCCUUCCCAAGGCCACGCUCUGCCUUCGCCUCCUUCCCAAGGCCACGCUCUGCCAUCUCCUCACACCCUCAAACAGUACACUACCCUGUACCCUCCGAAACGGCCUAAGCCACUCCACUUCAAUGUGGAUUCGCCAGUGCAAUGUGAGUCGCAGGCACACAGUUCAACCAAUAUUCUGAUUCCUUCCACAACCAAGAUGAUGCUAGUUCAGACUUCUCGCCCUUAGACAGAUGAAAAUCUGAGCACAAGUUCAUCUUCUUGUGCAAGCACCCUGAUAGUUGACAGAAGCCCUCAAAGUGAAUAUGGAGAACCCAUUGAGGAUGUAGCACAGAGUGACAGAAGGUCCUGGCAGCCAUGUCAGAGGUGUGGUCCAGAGUUGAGAAAACUUGAAAAAGAGAAGAAGAGGAUGGAGGACAUUCUCUGCAGCAUAAAGCCAGAAGACAUCAGAGUGGCUCGAGGAUUUCUUAAAAAUGUUGCUCUGUACCAGGAGAGCCCUGCAGCCUUGAUCCACCCGUCACAGAAGGCUCUUCAGGAGCUCUUUCCCAAUAGUGGCCUGUUCCUGUCAUCUUUCAAGCUUGCCUCCAUAAUGCACCAAUGUGACCAUGACAGCCUUCGACUUUUCCAUCUCCUUUUUGAACACUUCUUCACCGCAGAGGAGUGCACCAAUGCAGUGGCUUUCGGACGACAUGGCAAGAUACCAGAGGGGAAGCAGCUGCUUGACCAAAGCAAAGUUGAUGGAAUUCUG
This is a messenger RNA of Cyprinodon tularosa, 2041 nucleotides long. Its product is annotated as extensin-like. The transcript is spliced from 4 exons. The record is from RefSeq and is a predicted model, not a curated record. NCBI's taxonomy places the organism in Eukaryota, Metazoa, Chordata, Actinopteri, Cyprinodontiformes, Cyprinodontidae. Bases 293 to 1522 code for a protein of 409 amino acids.